Cantharellus anzutake is the source of this 1995-nucleotide messenger RNA. RefSeq lists its product as uncharacterized. The record is from RefSeq and is a predicted model, not a curated record. Gene Ontology annotation, biological process: regulation of DNA-templated transcription. Gene Ontology annotation, cellular component: nucleus. The coding region runs from base 1 to 1995 and encodes 664 amino acids. NCBI's taxonomy places the organism in Eukaryota, Fungi, Basidiomycota, Agaricomycetes, Cantharellales, Hydnaceae. The transcript has 8 exons. Gene Ontology annotation, molecular function: DNA-binding transcription factor activity, RNA polymerase II-specific; zinc ion binding.
AUGUCUGCAUCGGCCUCAAAGAUCCCUAAGAAACGACAUGACUUACUCGAGUCGGGUCUUGCAUGCCUGGUGUGUCGCCACAGGAAAACUAAAUGCGACGGUGUAAGGCCGGCGUGUGGACGAUGUCGUAGACUAGGGAAGUCAUGCGAGUAUGCGGAAGAGACUUCUAGGGCCAGGGUCAGAAGGCUAGAAGAAAUCAUUCGAAGCCUGGAGAGCGAGAUAGCCGCCCUCAGAUAUAAUAACCGGACUUCGCCUAUUCAUGGCGUGGAGGGUGCUAGAGCCUAUUUGGGCUCACCGAGCCCUCGGCUCGCCAUUUCGCCUCAGCUCGAGAGGAUGCAGGAGCCCCAUAUCCCUGAGGCAUAUCCCAGGACCAUACCCAUAUUCCCUGCGUCAAUUCUUUACUCCAAUAUUGCCUUCGCAUCUGCAGAGCAAUCACUUUCUCAUCCAGGAGAAACCUAUCCAAGAGUUAUUACUCGUGCGGAAGUAGAACGCGCUCUGGCGAAUUGGGACAUCCAGGUAGAAAUGCCACACCGACUCAAAGAUUAUCUCCUUCGGAUCUUUUUAGCACACCGUUUCCAGUUCCAUUCUGGACCGCUUGCUGCAAAGGUGCUUGGAGGUAUACGUUCUUCUCCAUCGGAUGGCGGGGCCCUUCAAGUUCACCCCUCCCUCGUGCAUUCAAUGUGCCUCCUUGCUUGUCAUGUUGGUGGGGGCUCUAUGUCGUCACAUGAAGCCUUCCUCGUAGCCCGGACGCGCUCGGAUCUGGAGAUGUCGCUGGCUUUCGUUGAUCGUCUUGUGGAUUUCCUCCUCGCUUCGACUCUGCUUGGGGUUUACUUUACCCGCACUCGUCGGUAUCCCGAAGCUUACACGACCUUAUCUGGCGCCAUUCGGCUUGCUAUCGCUUGCGGGCUGCAAACAUUGACCAGGGCUCAGUAUCAAAGUGAUACCGUAGGCUUACUGCCUCCGCCCAGAAACGAUUUCGAAAUGAUUGAACAGAGGCACGCCUGGUUCGCGUUGAAUGUGGCGGAUCGUAUACUCACAAGAGAAUCAGGACUGCCUAGCUCGUUGCCUGAGGAUGCGCUUGCUGAGAUCCAUAGAUCCGCAUGUGGCAUCAGCUUUCAGAAUUCCCCCGCCAAUGCCUUCCAAGCCUCUAACUCCGACUGGAUUCACCACUGGGCCUUAACUGGCACGUCCCUCAACCCCGGCAUAUUCGACGUCAGUAGAGAAAUGGAUCAUGUCUGUCUCAGAGCUCGGCUGGAAUUGCUUUUUGAGGGUAUACGACUCCUCCGUGCAUAUAAUGGGGGAGAUGCUGAAACCUGCUCCGCGUGGGGCUCAAGCGUUCCAUUCUGGAAAAUAUUCAACUUUCUCGAAGCAUCUCUCUGCGUAUAUCAAGAAACGAUGCCGUCAUUGAAUAGCGACUUUGGCCUCAUAAAUGGGGAGUGCAGCGACCUUGGAUUUGGUCGCCCAAUUCUCCAAUCUCAAAAUCCCAACGGGGUGACGAUUUUCCCCCAGAAGCCUAACCCUGCCCUUUUUUCGGUGAAGAUAAUUGUUUAUGCGGCGAUGAUCAGCUUGCAAAAUGUUCUGCUCGAAUCCCCUUCUGUACAGGCGGCGAACGGGAUGGCGGCGUUGCUCAAGCUUGUAAUAUCCCCGUCCGCGAGCGUGACGGGUCAGAGCCAAACGGAGGCCGUCUACUCCCCUAUUCCUACUGUCUACAAAGAUGUCUCGCUCUUGCCUCAUGUUUUGGACGCCUCUGUCGUGAUGGCGCACGAGAUCCAAAGAUGCCAUAUUUCUCCCACCAACGAAGCCGAGCCUGGCAGGCUAGUAGGGAGCCUUGAACUCUUCCGAACUCUAGUGAUUGUACUGCGGGAUUUAGGGGCAUCUGAUCCAUCGAUAUCGAUAGGCGAUGAAGUACAAAGGCUCAUCGGGGUCCUCCCUGAUCGCAUUCGCGCAUUACUAGAUUUGUCGCCGCUUGCCAGCAUGGGACAUUGCGGAAGUUGA